GGAUAGGGUGUCACACAAUCUGCUAACUUAAGCUAGAGGGAGGUAUGCCGGCGAUAAGGCCAUUGUUAAGAAUAUGCGCAUGGGUGAAAACCCUGUAGACAGUUUCGGAUGUGAAAGGGUGGGAGGUAAACUCUUACUCAGAGACCGUCAAAAGACAAUGGGCCCUAAUUAUUCACUAUGCCUCCUAACAUAGCGAUAUCCACUGUGUCGAUGGGAUGGCACGAAACGCACACCCUCGAGUGGAAGAUCCAGGCCGCCAAACAAGCGGGUUUCGAAGGCAUUGAGCUAUUCAUCGACGAUGUCGACGCAUUCUGCAGAAGGCAUGGCAUCUCUCGUGUCCAAGCGGGCAGCCGAAUCAGUCAGCUCUGUGCUAAUGCCGACCUGACAAUCUUGUGCGUCGGGUCAUUGGACAACUUCGAAGGGGAACCUACCCCACUACAAGACCGACUUCGGAUCGCUAUAGAGUGGCUGGAUAUGGCACAUGAGCUUCGUACGGAUGUCAUCCAGAUCCCCAGCAACGACAAUAAGAACGCCAUCGGCGACGAAUCGGUGAUUGUCUCCGACUUCCAAGCCUUGUCGGAUUUGGGUCUUAAGCGGCAACCUCCUAUCUCUUUCGCCUACGAGGCUCUCGGCUGGGGAACCCACGUCGCGGACUGGGAAGCGUCGCUGAGAAUCGUGCAGCUGGUAGGUCGUUCGAACUUUGGACUCUGUCUCGAUACCUACCAUAUCCUAUCGAGGUUGUGGGCGGAUCCCAGAGCGCACUCGGGUAUGAGGCCAGGCGGUCGCGCGGCGUUGCGUGAUUCCCUCCAGAGAUUCUUGGAACUUUGUCCCAAGGAUAAGAUUAUAUAUAUGCAGCUGAGUGAUGCGGAGCGGAUGUCACCGCCGAUAUUGCCUGGUCAUCCUGCGUACCAUGAAGAUAAGGAUGGCACGCAUUCAUGGUGCACCUACGGGAGAUUAUUUCCUUUUGAGGGCGAGCACGGUGCCUACCUGCCUAUGAAGGAGAUCAUGAGCGCAUGGCUUGAGGGGAGUGGGUACAGGGGCUGGGUCAGCAUGGAGGUCUUCCAUCGAAGUAUGAAGGAAAAGGAUCUAGGACCGGACUACUGGGCACAUCGCGGACGAGUGUCUUGGGACAAGGCGACCCAACGGGUACGGUCAAGAGGGUGAGGAUGGCGAAGAGGGCCAGUACGGCGAAGAAGAUCCCGAAGGUCAGUAUGGUCAGUAUGGCGAGGAAGAUCCGGAAGGUCAGUAUAGCCAAGGUGAAGAAGAACAUCAAAGCUAGGCACAGCCGGCCCAGCAGGAUCCCACUGCUGCCGCGGUCAACUAUUACUGAUCUUGUGCGGUAUCUUUUGCUUGUCAUGAUUUGUCUUUGUCUAGUGAUGAGCAU
Messenger RNA from Exophiala viscosa, 1384 nucleotides. RefSeq names its product xylose isomerase-like protein. The transcript has a single exon. Lineage: Eukaryota; Fungi; Ascomycota; Eurotiomycetes; Chaetothyriales; Herpotrichiellaceae. The coding region runs from base 178 to 1164 and encodes 328 amino acids. The record is from RefSeq and is a predicted model, not a curated record.